Messenger RNA from Heteronotia binoei (common prickly gecko), 1120 nucleotides. RefSeq names its product SRY-box transcription factor 21 (gene SOX21). Lineage: Eukaryota; Metazoa; Chordata; Lepidosauria; Squamata; Gekkonidae. The transcript has a single exon. The record is from RefSeq and is a predicted model, not a curated record. Gene Ontology annotation, molecular function: RNA polymerase II cis-regulatory region sequence-specific DNA binding; DNA-binding transcription factor activity, RNA polymerase II-specific. Bases 163 to 1035 code for a protein of 290 amino acids. Gene Ontology annotation, biological process: negative regulation of transcription by RNA polymerase II; positive regulation of transcription by RNA polymerase II; anatomical structure morphogenesis.
CCUUGGAGCCAGGCGGCGUCUGGGGAACUGCUGGCCUCCCGAGCCUGGCCGCUUUGGGCUCCGUCGGGAGCGGAGGAGGAGCGCCGCCGCGGGGCCACCAUUGAUUUCCUGCGGGUGGCCCGCAGCGACGGGCUGGGCGCAGCCGCCGCCGCCGUCGCGGGCAUGGCCAAGCCGGUGGACCACGUCAAGCGGCCGAUGAACGCCUUCAUGGUGUGGUCGCGGGCGCAGCGGCGCAAGAUGGCCCAGGAGAACCCCAAGAUGCACAACUCGGAGAUCUCCAAGCGCCUGGGCGCCGAGUGGAAGCUCCUCUCCGAGGCCGAGAAGCGGCCUUUCAUCGACGAGGCCAAGCGGCUGCGCGCCAUGCACAUGAAAGAGCACCCCGACUACAAGUACCGGCCCCGACGGAAGCCCAAGACCCUCCUCAAGAAGGACAAGUUCGCCUUCCCCGUCGGCCCCUACGGCCUCCCGGACCCCGCCGACCCCCACGCCCACCCGCUGGGCGCCCACCACGCCGCCGCCCUCAAAGCCGGCGCCCUCCACGCCGCCACCCCCGAGGCUUUGCUCGCCAACCCGGAGAAAGCUGCCGCCGCUGCUGCAGCCGCCGCCGCCCGCGUCUUCUUCCCGCCGUCGGCGGCCGCCGCGGCAGCAGCAGCCGCAGCGGCCGCGGCGGGGGGUCCCUACUCCUUGCUGGAUCUGGGCUCCAAGAUGGCCUCGGAGAUCUCCUCGGGAGGAGGGGGCGGCGGCGGCGGGGCGGGAGGGGGCUCUCCGGUAGGUCUGCCUUACGCCGCUUCCUCCCUGGUUUACCCGACGGCCGGCGGCGCCUUCCACGCAGCGGCUGCGGCGGCGGCCGCGGCGGCGGGCGGGGGUCACACUCACUCGCACCCCUCGCCCGGCAACCCGGGCUACAUGAUCCCCUGCAACUGCAGCGCCUGGCCCAGCCCGGGCCUCCAGCCUCCCUUGGCCUACAUCCUCCUGCCCGGCAUGGGCAAGCCCCAGCUGGACCCCUACCCCGCGGCCUACGCGGCGGCCCUAUGACCCCCAGCGCCGCCCUUGGGACUCCCCUUCCGGGGGGGCUCCGGGGGCAGCCGCCGCUUCCCACCGCUGGGACUCUAGACGGCUC